Messenger RNA from Vanderwaltozyma polyspora DSM 70294, 1764 nucleotides. It is a transcript of the gene FLO5, whose product is annotated as flocculin FLO5. The transcript has a single exon. The record is from RefSeq and is a predicted model, not a curated record. Lineage: Eukaryota; Fungi; Ascomycota; Saccharomycetes; Saccharomycetales; Saccharomycetaceae. Gene Ontology annotation, biological process: flocculation. Bases 1 to 1764 code for a protein of 587 amino acids.
AUGCAUCUAAAACUUUCAAUUCUUUUCACAUUACUAAUUGCCACACUUAAAAUAGUAUGUGCAGAUACAACAAUUUACAACAGCGAGGGCUGGGAUGGAGGUUAUUUAACUACAUAUAGCACGUCCUACUCAGUAACAUAUUUUUUUUUCCUUCCAAAAACAACUACCUACUAUUAUAUAAAAACACCUAGGUUCCAUAGUUCGACCACAACAACUUCAUUUUUAAAUGAAUUGGAGUACAAACUUACUUCAUCCUUAACUGCAAGGAGUACAGGAUAUGAUGGGUAUGAAACAUAUUUUACAACUGUUGUAGUCUAUUAUCCAGAAUAUGUUUCUGCUUUUACAACUUCAACCAGGCUUACAUAUUACACAGGGCAAAGUCCGUCUUUUAUCACAAAGAAAACAAAUGUAAUUACUGGUUCAGAUAGUUCAAUAACAACUCUAUAUGAGUAUAUCUAUGGAAUUCCUAACAAUUUUUAUGUAAGUACUAUAACAUCAGUUUGGACAAAUAAUUAUUUAGAGACAUCCGAAAGUCUUAUUACAACACGCGGCACUGAUGAUAGUUCCACAACUGGAACAGUGUAUUAUAUUUUUACCACCAGAAAUCCUGGUUUAACAUUGACUACUUACUGGACUGGCAAUUCAGUCUCAUUUUUGUCAACCAGCGUUUCAUAUUCGACAGAUAAUUAUUUUAUUAUCUUCUCUACUGUGUAUACCACUACAUAUUACAUUAUGGCUGUACCUUCCUAUCAUAUGAGUUCUACCAAAACAACUGAAUAUCUGGGGAAGUCAACUAUCACAUUAUCUACCAAAGUAUAUUCAAUCACCGAUAGUUCGGGGUUUGUAACAUUUCAAACUCUCUAUUAUGUUGGAACUCCAAUUAGAUUAAGUGCCCGAACAGUAAUUAAGGAAAGUAACAUCAAUGCGAACUCUAAAUCAACUUAUUCAACCAAUAUAAAUAAAGCGAUAGGACAAGAUGGUUUUGAAACAACAGUGUACACUUACUACGUCUUCAUACCGACCAAUUUGUUAAAGCAAACGAUAACACAAGCUUGGACCGGUAGUUAUAUUACUACAAAAAGUACUUCACUAACGACUGCGGUAGAUGUGGAUGGAAAUUCGAUAAUCAGCACGGUAUAUUUCAUUUACACGACAAGAAAUCCUGGUAUAUAUGUAAAUAGACCAUGGUCUGGAACUUACACUACUGUGUAUUCCACUGAAGUUUCCCUAUCUACUGAGUUUUUUUUCUUUGUUGCCAUCACAACGUAUACUUCAACUUACUAUUAUGUAAAGGUACCAUUAAAUCAAGUCACAAAAACUUCCUAUGUAGCCUGGUCAGGUGAUAAAUAUUCCACAUACAAAACUGAUGCAACUACUUAUACUGGAGGUGAUGACAAUUUGACCGAAGAGAUUACAUUGUAUGUAUACUCGAAAGCAUAUUUUUCCUCGACAACCAAUAAUUUCAGAGGUGGUACAGGAACUACUCCAUAUUUGUUUGGACAAUUGCUCGCCACAACGACAGGAGAAAAUGGUUAUGACACAACUGUUACAACGUAUUAUAUUGCAAUCCCUGAUGCAUGCUAUUAUACUACCACAACAGCACCAUGGGAUGGUUGGUAUUCACAACUUUAUUCCCAGGAUUUGACGGAAGUGAUUGGUAUAGAUAACCUCUUUACCACGAAGACCAUAUAUUAUAUUAGAACACCUUUGCCAUGGGGGAUAUUUGAUACUACAUAUUUGGACAGUUUCAUAUCCAACAUAUGA